AUGGAUGGAGAAGAUGGAAAUUUCUUGUCGGACAUUCUUCUCAAUGGAGAAGAUGGUACUGUUGCUGGUUUGGACGACAUGAACUUUGGAUUCACUCAAGACACUCGUACUCAUGACGAAGUGCAAGCUAGCCGCAAUACAAAGGGAGCCAAGAGGACAAAGAAUUUUCAUUGGAAGGAAGACGAAGUUGUAUGCUCGGGCUGGUUGAAUGUUAGCAAAGAUCCCAUUAAUGGUGCCAAUCAAUCUUGUUCAACUUUUUGGGGAAGAGUUCAUGCUUACUUUGAGAAGCACCAGAAAACUACAGCUGAGAGGACAAAGAGUUCCAUUUUGCAUAGGUGGCUAACAAUUCAGUUUCAAGUGAACAAGUUUUGUUCAGCCUAUGAGGCCAUUCUACGUAGGAAUCAAAGUGGGUUAACUAUCGAAGACAAGAUUAACGAAGCAAAAAAGUUGUAUGUGGAAUUAGACAAGGACAAAAAAACUUUUGGUCUUCUACAUUGUCGGACCAUAUUGAAGGAGGAAGACAAGUGGAAAGCGAAGAUGAUAGAACUUGCUGAGCUGGAGAAAGAGAAACAAGCAAUCAAGAAAAAACAGAAGGUGUCCAGGCCGUGGGAGGAAGAAGCCACUAAUAAUGAUCAAGUCGUAGAAGUUGAUGCUGAAGAAACUGUACUAAGGAAAAGGCCAGAAGGGAUAAAGAAGGCAAAAGAAAAUUUGAGGCGUGGAGGUGGCGAGGCUUGCAUGGAAGCUUUGGACAAGAUGAUGGCAAAGAAGGAGGUCUUGGACAUGGAAAAGGAGAAGGCCAAAGAGGAGAGGUUCAUGGCUACACUAGAGCUAGAGAAGGCUACACUAGAGCUAGAGAAGAAGAUGGUGGAAAAUGAAGAAAAAAAAGCAGAAGCGAAGCUACUCAAAGAGGAAAAAGAAAUUAUGUUAGUGGACAUGUGA
Molecule: messenger RNA, 939 nt
Organism: Miscanthus lutarioriparius
Lineage: Eukaryota; Viridiplantae; Streptophyta; Magnoliopsida; Poales; Poaceae
Source: the annotation of a GenBank genome assembly